ACAUGGCUCACUGUAGCAGCCCGGUGUUGGAGGUCGGGCAUGCUCCUGAAACGUACACUGCGAACCGAUCCACCGAAAUGAGCGCGAUUAAGAUGAAAAUACACACAAGCAAGACACAGAAACGUUUUUAAAUCGUAUUUUUGCCCAGCUGCUAACCUGCGACUUGACGCAAACCGUGGAGGAGCCGCAGAAGAGCUUUGGGAAGUGUCCGUCCGUUUUGUCCUACAAAGGCGGCGGGUGUUUGACAGCGGGAGGGCCCGACGUUAGGAAACCGCUGCGGCUGGAGGAGGAGGAGGCAGGAGAAGAAGGAAGAAGGCUCCCUGAAGACUCAAUGAAACAUUAAGGAGUCAUUUUUGCUGAGGGAAGCGAGCUGAAUCAUGAGGAAGGACGUGAGGAUACUCCUCGUUGGAGAGCCCAAGGUGGGGAAGACGUCACUGAUCAUGUCUCUGGUUAGUGAGGAGUUUCCUGAUGAGGUUCCUCUCAGAGCUGAAGAGAUCACUAUCCCAGCUGAUGUGACCCCAGAGAGGGUUCCCACACACAUCGUGGAUUACUCUGAAGCAGAGCAAACUGAUGAGCAGCUCUAUCAAGAAAUAUCCAAGGCAAACGUGAUCUGCAUAGUUUAUUCAGUUAACAACAAGAAGUCCAUCGAAAAGGUGACAAGCCACUGGAUUCCUCUUGUAAACGACCGCACAGAUAAAGACAGCAGGGUACCACUGAUUCUCGUGGGGAACAAGUCGGACCUGGUGGAGCACAGCAGCAUGGAGACCAUCCUGCCCAUCAUGAAUCAGUACCAGGAUAUUGAGACCUGUGUAGAGUGUUCUGCCAAGAACCUGAAGAACAUCUCUGAGCUUUUCUACUACGCCCAGAAGGCUGUUCUCCACCCGACUGGACCUCUAUACUGCCCAGAAGAGAAGGAGUUGAAACCUUCCUGCAUUAAGGCUUUAACUCGGAUAUUUAAAAUCUCCGACCUGGACAACGAUGGGGUCCUGAACGACAACGAACUCAACUUCUUCCAGAAAACCUGUUUCAAUACGCCUUUGGCACCUCAAGCCUUAGAAGAUGUGAAGAACGUGGUGAGGAGGAACAUGACCGACGGAGUCAGAGAUAACGGACUCACCCUCAAAGGCUUCCUCUUCCUGCACACUCUGUUCAUCCAGCGAGGUCGACACGAAACCACAUGGACGGUGCUGAGGAGGUUCGGAUACGACGACGACCUAGAGCUCACGCAGGAAUAUCUGUUCCCUCUGAUAAAAGUCCCUCCAGACUGCACCACCGAGCUAAACCACAACGCUUACCUCUUUCUGCAGAGUGUCUUUGACAAACACGACAAAGACAGAGACUGUGCGCUUUCCCCAGAGGAAGUGAAGGACCUGUUCAACGUAUUUCCCUACAUGCCCUGGGGUCCAGAUGUCAACAACACGGUGUGCACCAACGAUGAGGGAUGGAUCACAUACCAGGGAUACCUCUCCCAGUGGACGUUAACAACAUAUCUGGACGUCCAGAGGAGUUUGGAGUAUUUAGGUUACCUCGGCUACUCCAUCAUCUAUGAACAGGAGUCCCAAGCUGCUGCUAUUACUGUGACGCGUAACAAGCGCAUAGAUCUGCAGAAGAAACAAACUCAGCGAAGCGUCUUCCGGUGUAACGUGUUGGGGGCGCGCGGCAGCGGGAAAAGUGGCUUCCUGCAAGCUUUCCUCGGCAGAAACCUGCAGAGACAGAUGCGGAUCAGAGAAGACCACAAGUCCUACUAUGCCAUCAGUACGACCUAUGUUUACGGUCAGGAGAAGUACCUGCUGCUCCACGAGGUGAUGUCAGAUUUCGACAUCCUGUCCGAGCCCGACCUGUCCUGCGACGUGGUCUGCCUUGUGUACGACGUCAAUGAGCCUCGUUCCUUCGAGUACUGUGCUAAAGUCUACAAGGAAUGCUUCCUAGACAGCAAGACGCCCUGCGUCGUGGUCGCUGCCAAGUCCGACCUGCACGAGGUUCGGCAGCAGUACAGCCAGUCGCCGCUCGACUUCUGCCGCAAGCACAAGCUCCACCCACCGCAGCCGUUCACGUGCAACACGACCGAAGCGCCCAGUAAGGACCUCUACACCAGACUCACCACCAUGGCCAUGUACCCCCACGCCCGCCUCCGCUGCAUGUGUUCCUGCAACAGGUGCACUUAUUGCCUGUGUCAAAACCUCCUCAAGUUGGAGCUGCUGCGCAGCAUUAAGGCGCAACUCUCCAGGGUCGUUUACAACAGGCACAUGGCCCAGGCGGACCUGAAGAACUCCACCUUCUGGCUGAGGGCCAGCCUCGGUGCCACCGUGUUCGCAGUGUUGGGCUUCGCCAUGUACAAAGUGGUUCUAAAACACCGGUGAUGGCGCGGCACGAGACGGCGGCUACUUUCCACUUUUUGGUCCUUUUCUAACUGAGAGACUAAAAUAAAAGAAAAAAAGACUGAACAAACCAAACAGGCUCAUUGCCUCGAACCCACCUCUCCCCUUUUCUGUCCAAGCAGCACGAGCAAGAAACAAACUUUUAUACGAUUGAGGUUCAUCUGUAUGUAGUUGGCAAAGAGACACUAUUUCUAAAUGCAUUGGUUCUGUGGUCUUUUGGCCUAACAUGUUAGUAAAAACUGAUUUAUGUCAGAUAAUCUGGUCCUGUUUUAAUCCUCAGGCUUUCAUCUAGUUUGACAUGUGAGGCAGCCAAAAUGAAACACUGCAAAGGGACUUGAAUCUGUUUGUAUUAAAGUAUAUGCAGUAUGUUAUGUAUUUAUGUAAGACUGUAGGCACUGUAGAGGAGCACCAUAAGCCAAACGCAGCAUCAGCAGGAGCAAAGCAGCAUUUAACACCAACAUCAUGCACUUGUUUCAUUUGUGUGUUAAUUUAUUAACCCAUUGUUUGGAGUGCACCACAUGAAACAGAUUGCUCAUGUAUUUUUGUAUUUAGUAUUAUUGCUCAACGUUUCUGACUGCUUUUAUUUUUCUGGUUUUCAAAUAAAGCUUUGACCUUCCUUUUCUUUCUAUUUCUGCACCACAAGCAAACGACUCUACGAAGACCUCACCUUCCUAAAACUAGAAACGUGUUCGCCGCCCACUGCAUCUUCUUCUGCAGCAUUUACAAUAAAGACUUCGAUAUUCUGUA
Messenger RNA from Xiphophorus couchianus (Monterrey platyfish), 3125 nucleotides. It is a transcript of the gene rhot1a, whose product is annotated as ras homolog family member T1a. Gene Ontology annotation, molecular function: calcium ion binding; GTPase activity; GTP binding. Gene Ontology annotation, biological process: mitochondrion organization. Lineage: Eukaryota; Metazoa; Chordata; Actinopteri; Cyprinodontiformes; Poeciliidae. The coding region runs from base 378 to 2360 and encodes 660 amino acids. Gene Ontology annotation, cellular component: mitochondrial outer membrane. The record is from RefSeq and is a predicted model, not a curated record. The transcript has 20 exons.